UUUUUUGUGGUCAAAAAGGGAACUCGCACAAUACCUUUGAAUCUAUCAUUCUAUCCUUUUCUUUGAGCUAGUAUUCUCUCAGUCUUGCUUGCUUGCUUCUGAUCGAGUUACUGCUGAUCGGGACAAAUUAAGCAAUACCUGUUCAUUUAUCGAUCAACUACUGCUGCUUCGUGAAUCGUGAUUCGCAUGUUUGAAGACUGAACCGCAACUUCAAAUUCACCCCAAACUCAGUAGGACACUAGGUUCAAUUGGAAAUGAGCAUACAAAGUUCUUCACCUCGGUGGCAAUAUGAUGUCUUUUUGAGUUUUAGAGGCAAGGACACUCGAAGGGGUUUUACAGACUAUUUAUACACUGCAUUGGAUCAUCAAAAAAUAAAAACUUUCAGGGAUGAUCCUGAUCUUGAAAAAGGGGAAGCUAUUUCUCCAGCACUUUUUGCUGCAGUUAAACAAUCAAGAUUUGCCCUCAUUGUUCUCUCACAAAAUUAUGCAUCGUCAACAUGGUGCUUGGAUGAACUUGUAAGAAUUCUUGAAUGCAUGAAAGCAAGAGAAACGGUGCUGCCAAUUUUCUAUGAUGUUGAUCCCUCUGAUGUACGAAAGCAAACAGGGAGUUUUAGAGAAGCCUUCGCUAAUCAUGAAGAAAGGUUUAGGGAUGAGAAUGAGAAAGUGCGAAGGUGGAGAUAUGCUUUGACAGAAGUGGCAAGUUUCUCUGGGUGGAAUUCCAAGGAAUGGAGGUAUGAAUCAGAGCUCAUCAGAGAUAUUGUUCAAGUUAUAUGGAGAAAAUUGCAAGCUACAUCAUUCAGUUAUGCAAGAAAUCUAGUUGGAAUUUACUCAACAGAACUGCAGCCACUCAAUUUGCUUUUAGGUGUAGGGGUGGAUGACGUUCGCUUCAUUGGGAUAUGGGGAAUGGGCGGGAUUGGUAAGACAACUAUGGUAAGAGCGGUGUUUGAGAGAAUCUCUCGUGAAUUUGAAGUUAGUUUCCUUCUUACUGAUGUUAGAGAAUCAGUUGAAAAAAGAGGUCUACUUAAUCUACAAAAGCAACUUCUCUCUGGGAUUUGGACAGAAGAGGCUGACAUAUCAGACCUUCAUGAAGGAGCCACCAUAAUAAGGAGGUUGUUAGGUCACACAAAAGUUCUUCUCAUUCUUGAUGAUGUGAACCAUUCAAGCCAUUUAAAAUUUUUGGCAGGAAACCAAGAGUGGUUUGGUUCAGGGAGUAGAGUUCUUAUCACAACUAGAUAUGAGCAUUUGUUGAUUGAACAUAGAGUGGAGAGAAGAUUGAAGAUCAAAGAAUUCAAUGAUGAGGAUUCUCUUCAGCUUUUCAGCUUGAAAGCAUUCAAAGGAGGUUACCCUGAAAAAGAUUUUCUUGGGUUGUCUAAAUCUGUUAUAAAUUAUGCCAAAGGUCUCCCUUUAGCUCUUGAAGUACUGGGUUCUUUAUUGCGUGGAAGAGAUCUAAGUGGAUGGAACAGUGCAUUAAGAAAACUAGGAAGAAAUUGCAACUUGGAAAUUUUUUGCAUACUUAAAACAAGUUUUGAUGAUCUAGAUGAUGAAGAGAAGAAAAUAUUCCUAGACAUUGCAUGUUUCUUUUGCGGAGAGAAAAAAGAUCGGGUAUCAAAAGUAUUGAUCGGUUGUGAUGUUUCUGCAAUUUCUGGAAUAGAUGCUCUCACCGAAAGAUCUCUCUUGACUGUUUCAUAUGGAAGACUACGAAUGCACGAUUUGCUCCAAAAAAUGGGUCAGGAAAUUGUCCGCCGGGAAUCUACUAAUGAGCCAGGCAGGCGCAGCAGGUUAUGGGUUCCUGAAGACGUCAAACAUGUCUUGACCAAAAAUACUGGAACUGAAGCAAUAGAAGGCAUUGUUCUCAACUCAAGUGAACCUGGAGUAAAGGUGGACGUGAAUGCUAAAUCAUUUUCGAUGAUGAACAAAUUGAGAUACCUUAUCAUUAAGAAUGGGAACCUAUCAAAUGGGCUUGAAUGUCUUCCUAAUAGUUUACAGAUUCUUGAAUGGACCGGAUAUCCCUUGAAAUCUCUCCCAUCGCAUUUCAACCCUGAGAAGCUACUAGAACUGAACAUGUGCCAUAGUUGCAUUGAACAUUUUCUGUUGGGAAUAAAGCCUUUAUACAGGUUGAAAACCAUUAAACUCAGCAACUCUUUGAAUCUUGUCAACACCCCAAACUUUCAAGGUAUGCCAUAUCUUGAGCUUCUGUUUCUUGAUGGUUGUACAAGAUUGUGUGAGGUUGACCCAGGGAUUGAAGUGCUUGAAAAACUUACUUUACUGAACUUGAAAGAUUGCAAGAAUCUCGUGCAUUUUGCAAGCAGUGUACGUGGCUUAAAAUCUCUCAAAGUUCUUAAUCUUUCUGGUUGCUCAAAGCUUAAGAAACUACCGAAUGACAUGGGUCAUUUAGAAAGUUUGGAGGAGCUUCAUGUGAAUGGCUCUGGCAUAAGAGAACUACCUUCCUCUGUUGGAAUGCUUGAAAGACUUCCUCUGCUGAAAAUGAAAGAUUGCAAAGAUCUCGUGUGUCUUCCAACUAGUAUCGGUGGCUUAAAAUCUCUCAAAGUUAUUAAUAUAUCUGGUUGCUCAAAGCUUGACAAAUUGCCCAAGGAGUUGGGCCAUCUGGAGUGUUUGGUAGAAGUUGAUGCGAGUGGAACUUCUAUACGAGAACUACCUUGCUCUAUGGGCAUGCUUGAAAGACUUGUUUCUUUGUCCUUGAGAGAUUGCAAACAUCUUGUGUGUCUUCCAAGCAGUGCAGGUGGCUUAAAAUCUCUCAAGGAUCUCAAUCUUUCUGGUUGCUCAAAGCUUGAUAAAUUGCCAGAUGAGUUGGGUUUUGUUGCCUGUUUGGAGAAGCUUGAUGCGAGUGGAAGUGGCAUAAGAGAAGUGCCCUUCUCUAUUGGUCUUUUGAAAAACCUCAAAGAAUUAUCUUUUGGUGGUUGUAAAGAACAGUCACGUAAAUCAUGGAAUAUGAUGUUCAACUCCCUUCAGUUUUUGCAAAAAACAAGUUGCAUUCCAGCAGGAUUGUUAUCUGGUUUGCGUUCAGUAACUAAACUGGAUCUAAGUGACUGCAAUCUUUCUGAAGAAUCAAUCCCCAGUGAUUUUGGAUGCUUAGCCUCAUUGAGAAGUUUAAAUUUGAGCAAAAAUCAAUUUGUUACACUCCCCGAGAGCAUUGGCCAACUCUAUAGACUUAAAUAUCUUUACUUGGAUUGGUGCUGCAAGCUUCGGACGUUACCAGAGCUUCCAUCUCAUGUAUGGGUAAACGUAAGCAACUGCUUUUCAUUAGAUACAUUGUCCAAUCCAAUAGGUCAAACCAAUGCGGUGCUAGAAGCAACAUGUGUUAACUGUUUCAGACUGGUGAAGAAUGAAAGAUAUAAGAGUACAGCACUUUCAUUGCUAACACGCUACCUGAAGAUUCAACAUUGUGGUUCUUCCGUACAUUUUAAAGAAGCUAGAUUUCACUUUGUUGCUCCUGGAAAUGAAAUUCCAGAGUGGUACAAUUACCAAAGAGUGGGGUCUUCGAUAACUGUACGGCUGCAUCCAGGUUGGUUUAGUGACAAGUUUAUGGGAUUCGCCUUGUGUGUUGUUUUUAGACUCCUGAAACCACUCCCGCCUUUGGCUGAGUGGUCCAUUAAUCGCUCAUUGAGGGUCAAUGGACAAUUCUUGGAGCCUUUUGGUAUAUUGUUUGGGGGAAAAUGGGGUCAACCUGUGUCAGAUCACAUUUGGUUCUUCUAUGUGCACCGGGAUGAAUACUGUAAACAAGUGUGGCAGGAUAUCUACUAUGAGCUUGUAUUCUCAUUUAAAUCCAUCCAUAAGGUGGAAAAAUUCGGUGAUGAAAUUGUGCAAGUGAAGAAAUGCGGGGUCCGUAUGAUAUAUGAGGGGGAUAUUGAGGAGCUUUGGGAAACAUUAUUUAAGCAGAGCAAUACCAAGCGAGGCCUUCAACACUACUAUGAUGAUGAUGAUGCAGCAUCAAGUUGUACUGGCAAUACCAAGCGAGGCCUUCAACACUACUAUGAUGAUGAUGAUGCAGCCUCUAGUAGUACUGGUACCGGUGCAAGUCAGGAAGAGGAAGAAGAACCUCAUCCAAAAAGAUUUAAACAACUUGAGCUUUACGGAGCAGGACCUGGUGACCAGAAACAUGGUUAAUGCAUUGUUUUUGUUUGUUAAAAUUUCUUGUCUUCGUAUCAACCCCCGAACUAUCCACCGCGUUCGGCCCGAACACAUUCACUACCGGGUGGUCCCGAUCCGAACCCUCCGCCCAAAAACGGCUGAAUCGCUAAGAUUCCGACCACGUUCAGAUCCCGAAACUCGUGCCCGCUCGCUAUGAUCGCCAUGUGGUGUGCUAUGUUCCCGCCGGCGCUGUCCCCGGCCAGAAAGCACUGCCCGAGAUUCGCG
Rosa rugosa (rugosa rose) is the source of this 4373-nucleotide messenger RNA. Its product is annotated as disease resistance protein RPV1-like. Bases 255 to 4124 code for a protein of 1289 amino acids. Gene Ontology annotation, molecular function: protein binding; ADP binding. Gene Ontology annotation, biological process: signal transduction; defense response. The transcript has 5 exons. NCBI's taxonomy places the organism in Eukaryota, Viridiplantae, Streptophyta, Magnoliopsida, Rosales, Rosaceae. The record is from RefSeq and is a predicted model, not a curated record.